Rubroshorea leprosula is the source of this 1000-nucleotide messenger RNA. Lineage: Eukaryota; Viridiplantae; Streptophyta; Magnoliopsida; Malvales; Dipterocarpaceae. The record is from the annotation of a GenBank genome assembly.
AAUCUCCACUCCAUCUGCAGAAUCAAUCUCCACUCCAUCUGUAGAAUCAAUCUUAACCCAUUUCUUCUUCUUCUUUAAAUGCUCUCUCAUCUCCACUCCUUUACAAAACCGAUCUUAACCCAUUUCUUCUUCUUCUCUUUUCUCAAGAGAACUUGAGAAAUUGAAUCCAGCUACUGGGUUUCUCCACUCCAUCUGCAGAAUCAAUCUCCAUUCCAUCUGCAGAAUCAAUCUUAACCCAUUUCUUCUUCUUCUCUAAAUGCUCUAAUCAAUCAAACUCUCAAAUUUAUUAAUCAAACAAUAUCAAUCAAACUCUAAUCAAAUUUCAACAAAAAUACAAUCAAAUUGUAAAUCAACUCUCAAAUUUAUUAACAAUUGGAAAUGAAAAUCGAAAGAAGAAUGAAAAAACAUGAAUCCAUCAUCAAAACAGCAAAAUUGGCUUCAUCAGAACCCAGCUGGGUCUUGUCGGAACCCAGCAAGGGAGACCCAGCCUUGCUGGGUUCGACGGAACCCAGCAGAUCUAGGUCUCCUCGAACACAGCCUAGCUGGGUCUCCCCGAACCCAACAAGGCUGGGUCUCCCUUGCUGGGUUCCAACGAGACCCAGCAAGCUGGGUUCGACGAGAUCCAAUAGGCUGAGUUCGUCGCAGCCAUCAGAAGUGGAGACCCAAGGCAAGAAAGAAAGAAAGAGAAAGAAAGAAGGGGAAGAAGAGGGAUUGGGUGGCACAAUCGCGAUCACCGAUAAAUUCGGGAUCCAACUUGCGUCGGCCGAGGUACCACGAAAUCUUCUGCAAGAAUCACUGAAGAAAAUCGGAGUCCUAGAUCACAUCAACCAAGGGAUCACAGAUACGUCUAAUCCUUAACAAAUCACAGGUAUAUCAUCUCUAACUUUCUUCCAUCCCUUCUUGACAAAUAUAUUUUACCUUUUCUUGUCACCCUACAAUAGAGGAUUACUUCUCAUGAUUCCGUACCCUUUUUUUUUUUUAAUAAUUUCUAAAAUUCUAC